Manis javanica (Malayan pangolin) is the source of this 2002-nucleotide messenger RNA. The record is from RefSeq and is a predicted model, not a curated record. Lineage: Eukaryota; Metazoa; Chordata; Mammalia; Pholidota; Manidae.
UAAUUUGAUCCUUUUACACAUUUCAGCACUUUCUUCUCAUUACAAAAAAGGAUUGUUACUUCAGCAAGUCAUAAAAGACUCAUUCCGAAGAGUGCUCCUGGGAAGAUCUGGGAGCCGUGACCCUGGGGACUCACACCUGAGGACACACAGGGACAGUGCAGCUGAGCAUGGAGGGCAGGACGGCCGUCACGAAGGAAUGCAGAGUCACGGCAGGAACCCCCGGGACAAGCCUGUCCCUGUCUGUGGGGACCCGCAGCCUGGGGUGACUCAGGACAAAACCCAGUUUAAUUCAGUUACUGUUGCAGCACAAUGUUUUUCUGUGAGUAAAUGGCAUCAUCCUGUUUUGAAACAUAACUUUUCUCAGAAAGAAAAUUUGAAAAAUCUGAAAAUGGAGGCCUGCCAUGGUCCAAAUAAUCAUUUCAAUCAUUUAAAAUACAGCAGUGGAUUAGAUACUCAGUCACUUAAUUCUGAGGACCAAAGAUAUAAUGAAGAAAAAAUAUGUAAGUAUGUUGAAAUAGACGAUUCCUUGAUGAAGGAUGUAUUAUUCCAUGAACAAGUAAUUCCCACUCAUGCUAAAGCCUACAGUUUUGAUAACUGUCAGAGAGAGAGUGUCUACCCAGCAUUGCUUAAUGAAUAUCAGUGCAUAGACAACGAGAGAGAACCUCACUUGUGUAAUAAAAGUAAGCAUGCCUUUAGGAAGGGCUCUAUAUUUAAAAAUUGCCAAGGUAUUUACAUUCAAGAAGGAACAUGUCAAUCUAAUGAUCCUGGAAUAAAUGAUAACAGAGGACCACUCCAUAGAAAACAUCAGAGAAUUCAGAUUCCAGAAAACCAUUACCCAUGUAGUAAAUAUAGACAAGUCUUCAAGGAAUGGUCAAAUGUUAUCAUAUAUCAAGGUAUCCACAUUGGAGAUAAUCCUUACAAAUAUAAGGAAUGUGGCAAAACUUUUAAUCACUUCUCAAAAGUGAUUAAACAUCAGAGAAUUUACACUGAUGAGAAAGCUUGUAAAAGUGAAGAAUAUGGGAAAGCCUUUAGUGAAUUCUCCCAUCUGAACUGUUAUGAAAGUAUUCAUACUGGAAAGCAACCAUGCAAAUGUAAAGAAUGCAGCAGAUCCUUCACUUGUUCCUCAAUUGUAACUGCACAUGAAAGAAUGCAUAUGGGAGAAAAACCUUACAAGUGUAAAGAAUGUGGAAAAGCCUUUAAGUGGGACUCACACCUUAGUCAGCAUCAGAGAAUUCAUUCUGCAGAAGUACCUAACAAAUAUAAAGAGUGCAGCAAAUUCUUUUCUUUCUCAGGACUUAAUAUGCAUGAGAGAAAUUUUGGUGGAGAGAAGCUUCACAAAUGUAAGGAAUGUGGCAAAACCUUUAAGCGGGGCUCAUACCUUACUUGGCAUCAGAGAAUUCAUUCUGGAGAGAAACCUUACAAAUGUCAAGAAUGCGGCAAAUCCUUUAUUCGUGCCUCAAGUCUUUAUGUGCAUCGUAGAACUCAUACCGGAGAGAAACCUUACAAGUGUAAGGAAUGUGGAAAAGGCUUUAAGCACAACUCACACCGUAAUCGACAUCAGAGAAUUCAUUCUGGACAGAAACCUUUCAGAUGUGAGCAAUGCAACAAUUCCUUUACGUCUUCCUCAAGUCUUACUGUGCACCAGAGAAUUCAUACAGGAGAGAAGCCUUACAAGUGUAAGGAAUGUGGGAAAUCCUUCACUUAUUCCUCCAGUCUUACUGUGCAUAAGAGAAUUCAUACUGGAGAGAAGCCUUACAAGUGUAAGGAAUGUGGAAAAGCCUUCAUUUCUUCCUCACAUCUUAAUAUGCAUGAGAGAGUUCAUACUGAAGAAAAGCCUUGCAAAUGUAAAGAGUGUGGAAAAGCCUUUAAGCGGGGCUCAUAUCUUACUCAGCAUCAGAGAAUUCAUUCUCGACAGACACCUAACAAAUGUAAAGAACACAGGAAGUUCUUUANAAACCUUACAAGUGUAAAGAAUGCAGCAAAUCGUUUACUCGUUCCUCAG